Molecule: messenger RNA, 1807 nt
Organism: Hippopotamus amphibius kiboko
Lineage: Eukaryota; Metazoa; Chordata; Mammalia; Artiodactyla; Hippopotamidae
Gene: GCNA
Product: germ cell nuclear acidic peptidase
Exons: 10
Coding region: 1-1389 (462 amino acids)
Cellular component (GO): nucleus
Source: RefSeq, a predicted model, not a curated record
AUGUCCGAGGUGAAGGCUGGCCCUUCGAAGAUUCAGGAUGAUGAUUGUUCCAUUAUUAUUGUGGACUCAAGCAGUGAUGAAGAACCUGAUGCCUCGGUGGCUGCAGUGAACGAGAAGAAAGGGAACAUCAGCUACGUGGUGAUCGACUCAGACUCUGAUGAUGAAUACCUCCCUAAGAAAAAGAAAGCUAAGACUGGAACAAGUAGCAACGUGGAAAUUGUGGAAGUGUCUGAUACGGAGGAGCCGCCACGUCCGGAGCCUCCGAUAAUUGUCAUUGAUGAUGAUAGUAGCGAUCUGGAGGGUCCUGUGAUAAUAGAAGAUGAUUCAUGUGAUGAGGGCCAAAUUCCCUCAGAUGAGAAAAAGGGGGAUGAAUCUGCUCUCUCUCAAUGUGAAGCAUCUCCUGAUGCUGGUAAGCAGGAUCUUGUGGAAAAUCUCUGCCAACCAACCAAUACUGAUCCUAAGGCUAAGCUAGAGAGUGCAGAUGAAAAGCUGUCAACUGAUGAAGAGCCUGUACGUGUGGUGGGGCAACAAAUGAAAAGAAAAAGUAAAACCAAACAUAUACCUGUGACGCCUGCUGUUAAUGGAAGAAAGAAGCGUGGGCCUUCAAAGAAGAAACCCAGUGCAGCAAAAUUUGAAAAAUGCAAGCCUGGGAAUUCUGAAUGCAAAAUACCUGGAUGUUUCUUGCGUGACAUUGAGAACUCAGAGCAGUAUUCUGGAAAGAAUUUCAAGCAAAAUAAGGAUGAACUGAUUCAGAAAAUCUACGCUCUGUUUAACAGCUCUGUCUGUGAUAGAAAGCUGCCGGAGAAAAUUGACAUCGGCUGGAAUAAAAAGAUGCUGAGAACUGCUGGUUUAUGCACCACUGGCGAGAUUCGACACCCGAAGAGGGAGCGUUAUGCUAAGAUUCAGAUUUCUCUGAAAGUCUGCGACUCUGCAGACCGACUCCGGGAUACUUUGAUCCAUGAGAUAUGCCAUGCAGCUUCUUGGCUGCUCGAUGGCAUCCGUGAUUCUCACGGUGAUGCGUGGAAGUAUUAUGCCCGAAAAUCGAAUAUGGUGCACCCAGAGCUACCCAAGGUCACCCGUUGCCAUAACUAUGAGAUUAACUACAAGAUUCAUUAUGAGUGUACUCAGUGCAAAUUCAGGAUUGGCCGCUACAGCAAGUCAUUGAACACCGACCGCUUCACCUGUGCCAAGUGCGAGGGCUCUCUGGUUAUGCUGCCGUUGACUCGGAAAGAUGGAACCCCCAUUGAGCCCCAUGUGAGACCAUUUGCGAAGUAUGUGAAGGAGAAUUACGGAAUAGUCAAGAGGGAGACUGAAGGGAUAGGUCAUGGGGAUGUGAUGAGAAAGCUCGGCAAGGAUUUUAUUGCCCAAAAACAAAGACAGGUUAUCUGAGAAUGUAUUUGUGUGAAGUGAGUCAUCUAUUGGUAAGGAGUUUUAGAAAGAUAUCUUUGAUGCUGUGAAGUUAUGAAUAUUAGAAUUUAAAUCCCUUUUAAAAAGCUUCCUGUUCAUGAUUGUUCUCCCCCCCGAGUUCUAUUGCUAACCAUUUUGUGCUGAUACUCAAAAACCCUUUGGAUCUACCUUGGGUCUUACUUAGAUGCUGCAGUUUUAACAUGUAGGACAAGAUGCAACAGAGAAAUACAUUUUUGAGAGUGGCAGGUUGAGAGAAUGAGAGGCAUGCUGGAAAGAGAACAAGUUUUAAAGGCAGUACUUCAAAACCAGGCUGCUGUCAGAUGUAGCCUGUUACACCUACCUAGAAAUAAAAGACAAAUGUAUUUCAUGAAUUUAGCACUCUUGCCUUUGUAUGAAGCCA